CAGUGGCACAGUACGGCAGGUAUGGCGCUCCGGAGAGCUGGGGGUCGAUUGUUGCGCUCUCAGAGGAACUGUUUCAAGAGUGUCUCCGUCCAAACACUUGGAGUUGUCCGAUUCAAACGAACCUGUCCAGUUCAGGUGAGCCGUCUGGAUCAUUGUCUCACAGUGAAAAGUGUGCCAGACACCAUCGACUUCUAUUCCUCGGUCCUUGGCAUGGAGGUCAUCACUUUCAAGGGAAACCGUAAGGCACUGGGUUUUGGGCAGCAGAAGUUAAACCUUCACCAGCUGGGUCAGGAGUUUGAGCCCAAAGCCAUGCAUCCAACCGCAGGCUCGGCAGAUCUGUGCCUUAUCACCGAAACGCCCCUGGCGACAGUAGCUGCACAUCUGAAGGUUUGUGGGGUGGAGAUUGAGGAGGGUCCAGUGGAAAGGAGCGGAGCUGUGGGGACCAUCACCUCUCUUUACUUAAGAGAUCCAGACCACAAUCUCAUUGAAGUGUCAAACUAUAACCAGUCAGGAAAAGAGGGGACUUCUUAAAACUUCCUUUGCCUUUGUUGGUAAAUGAACCCAGCUCUAAUUGAAUGUAAAGCUGCAUGGCAAAGUCCCCUGACAGUCUGUUUUAAGGACAAAGGAAAUAACGGCUUCAACUGAUGUCAGUUUGACUAAUAGGUAAAUAUGGAAUAGGUGAUGAAGACAAGAUUUGUACUUAAAUUUAAUUAUAGUAUGAUAGAAUGGUGUAUGGCAUGGAAAUAACAUUCACAAUAAAAUGAAAGACGUCCUU
This is a messenger RNA of Anoplopoma fimbria (sablefish), 775 nucleotides long. It is a transcript of the gene glod5, whose product is annotated as glyoxalase domain containing 5. The record is from RefSeq and is a predicted model, not a curated record. NCBI's taxonomy places the organism in Eukaryota, Metazoa, Chordata, Actinopteri, Perciformes, Anoplopomatidae.